Aspergillus costaricaensis CBS 115574 is the source of this 1544-nucleotide messenger RNA. RefSeq names its product glycosyltransferase family 69 protein. Lineage: Eukaryota; Fungi; Ascomycota; Eurotiomycetes; Eurotiales; Aspergillaceae. The coding region runs from base 83 to 1435 and encodes 450 amino acids. The transcript has a single exon. The record is from RefSeq and is a predicted model, not a curated record.
CGCCUACAAUAUGCGUCGCAUUGCCACUGUCGCUCGUUGAUUUCGCAUCUCCGCCCUGGAUGGUUCCUGCAUCACAUCCAACAUGAAUUUUAAUGUCCGACAGGUGCAGACGCAGCUCUUCCGGCUGACCGUCUCCACCGCUUCCCUCUGUUUCCUGCUCUUCCUCUACAUCUCCUUUGAGUGGUCGCCAUCUGCCUCCGCUGGAUAUAGUGCAUCGAAUUACGAAGAUGAUCUCGAUUCCGCCGUUCCCGCCAUCUCCGCCUGCAAUGGCUUCAACCCCGCGACGGUAGCAGAUGUUCUGGAUGAGACCCUCACCGCCAAACUGCCCAUCAAUGGCAGCGCUGUCGAUGACUUUGUCUGCAGCAUCAUGACCCACGAUAUGAGUCUGUCUGCGAAGCUGGACUGUCCUGCGACCAUCAGCCCGCGCUAUGCUGAUCUCCCGGUUCGCGCAUCCAAGAGCUUCCUUUCUAAACCUAAGAUCAAGUAUUUCUUCGCUCUGGAUCUCUAUCAAUCCGCUCACAUUAUGCUUCCCUUGAUGGGCACUAUCGUCGAGACGAUGCGCUUCCUCGGUCCCGAGUAUUGCGCUCUCUCCAUCGUCGAGGGUCGUUCCACCGACGGGACCUAUGAUAUUCUCAAUCGGUUGAAGAGCGAGAUGGCCGCCAUGGGCGUGAGAUACUAUCUCUCUACCAGCGAUCUCAACCCCAAAGCUGUAUGGGAAGACCGUAUCAAGCACCUCUCGACCCUGCGCAACCAGGCUCUUCAGCCGUUAGUCUCUGCCGGAGCGGGCAAAUUCAAGCCAUAUGCAGCGGACGCAACGAUCCUGUUCAUCAACGACGUCGUCCUCUGCGUAGAAGAUCUGCUCGAGUUGUUGUAUCAGCACCAGAAGCAGGACGCUCGCAUGACUUGUGCCUUUGACUGGAAUGCCGCCGGUGGCCCAUUCUACGACUCGUGGGUAUCGCGCAGCAUGUCUGGCAACCUCUUCUUCGAAAUCACUCAUGAUGCACGGUACUGGCUCACCAAGGAUAUGUUCUUCGAUGACCAGCCAAAUCAGCAGCGAUAUGCAAGGAAGCUGCCGGUGCAGGUCUAUUCAUGCUGGGGUGGCAUGGUCAUCCUGGAUGCGGCGCCCUUUGUUCAAAGAAAGCUUGAGUUCCGCAAUCACAAAGACGGCGAGUGCCAUAUGGGCGAGCCCACGUUGCUGGCCAAAGACAUGUGGGGCCAAGGACUGGGAAAGAUCCUGGCAGUGCCUUCAGUGAAUGUGGCGUAUGAGUACAAAGCAACUCGUGAGGCCAAGAAUGGCCAAGGAUACGUACACAAUGUUCUUGAAAGUGCAGACUACAAAGCGGGUAAGGAAAUGGUUGUGUGGGAGAAGGAGCCACCCGUUCGGAUCAAGUGCAUGCCUUUGUUCAAUCAACAAUCAUGGGUGAAGUCUACAUGAUUAUACUUUUUGUAUUUAUAUCACAUCUCUUUCAAGCCUGGAUAUAGAUAUUACUGAUACCCCUACAUGAGCCAUGCAAUAUCUGAAGUUCCCAUUUCCUCGCAAUUAU